Molecule: messenger RNA, 1543 nt
Organism: Uloborus diversus
Lineage: Eukaryota; Metazoa; Arthropoda; Arachnida; Araneae; Uloboridae
Product: elongation of very long chain fatty acids protein 7-like
Exons: 8
Coding region: 108-986 (292 amino acids)
Biological process (GO): sphingolipid biosynthetic process; very long-chain fatty acid biosynthetic process; fatty acid elongation, polyunsaturated fatty acid
Cellular component (GO): endoplasmic reticulum membrane
Molecular function (GO): fatty acid elongase activity
Source: RefSeq, a predicted model, not a curated record
GGUGAAAGCUUUUUCAUUUUAGCAUCUUGCGCUCAGGUUGGGAAAAGAUUUCGAGAUAUUUUGAGACGAGCAAGAGAUUUGAUAAUACCCACUUGAAAUUAUAUAUAAUGGGACAUUUCUUACAGACUAUUCUUGAUAAAGGAGAUCCCCGGAUGGCAAAAUGGCCCCUGAUGGACAACCCUAACAUUACCGUUAUUUUAAUCAUACUCUACUUGUCAUUUGUGAAGCUAGUAGGACCUCUUUACAUGAAAAAUCGAAAGCCCUUCAGUCUUCGAUAUCCUAUGAUCGUUUACAACCUCAUUAUGGUGGUAGUCAGUGCGUGGAUAUUCAUUAUGUUGGGAAGGUAUGGAUGGUUCACUAAAUAUAAUUGGAAAUGUGAGCCAAUUGUUUAUUCGUAUAAAAAAGAUCCCAUGCGAGUUGUUGAAGUCUGUUGGGUUUUCUAUAUUACGAAGUUUAUAGAGUUCGCAGACACGAUAUUUUUUAUUCUGAGAAAAAAAGAGAACCAAAUUACUCAACUGCAUGUCAUUCAUCAUGGCCUGGUACCGUUAACAAGCUGGUUUGGAAUUAGGUUUGGCGCAUCUGGUUAUACCACAAUUUUUGCUUUCUUGAAUUCUUUCGUUCAUAUUUGGAUGUAUUUAUACUAUGGAUUAUCCGCCUUUGGUCCUCAAGUUCAAAAAUAUUUGUGGUGGAAAAAGUAUCUCACUAUGCUCCAAAUGAUCCAAUUUUGCAUAGUAUUCGGAUUCAUGAUUCGAUUGAUUUUUGAUCCAGCUUGCGAGAUAUCUGCGCCUUUGCUAAUACUCAAUGUGGGUCAAGCUAUUUUGUUUUUUGUUCUUUUUCUUAACUUUUACCACGGCUCAUACUUGAGGAAGAAAGCCAUGCGGAAGAAUGGAGCUGCACAAUCCAAAGAAGUGUCAGGAGAAAGUCACAAUAUUUUGAACGGAAAUGACGAUGUUCGGUUGCGACGAAAAAUUCAAAAUAGUAGUUAAUGUCAAUGCUUUGAAUGUGUCUGAAUUAAUGUGUAUUUUGUAGCAUAUUUAAUAUCUAGUUUUGUCAUAAAUAUUUUUUAUUGUGCAUAAUUAGUGUGUCAUAAGUGAUUCGUCCUACCAAAUCUUUUUUGAGUCACUUAGUAGAUAACAAGCUGCGUAAAACAUGAAACAGAAUUGCUCUAGAUUAUAUUUUCCUGAAGUAAGGUAAAACACCAGUAGUGGCCAGUGCUUCAGUAAUGGUCACUUUAAGUUUACUUAUACAUUUUAAAGAAAGAAAUGAACAAUAAUAAUGUGGUCAGUGGCGCAAACAAGGGAGGGGAUCCAGGGGUUCCGAACACCAUAGAUUUGUUUUUUUCCCCGAUUGAUUACGACUCUGUGUAUUUUGUACGUAGAAUAAUUGCAAACAAAGAGAACGAUAAUUUCAGUUCUAAUAAGUGAAAAAAUAAAAUCCUCAUGUUUAAAGAUUUUUUUAAAUGUUGUGCACUUUUCCUAUAACGAAUUGCUUAUAAGAAGCAGAAUGGUGAUUUUAAAUGAAUAGUCUGCAGUAAACAUGUUUU